CGGCUCCAGCGCCUGUCCGCACGCGUCGCGCAGCGCGGAGCGCGCCAUGGCCUGUCGGGUGACCGCCCUGCUCCUGCCGCUGGCCCUGCUGCUCCAUGCAGCCGCGGCCGGCGGGCCAAGACCGUUCCGCAUGUCGCCGCCGAUGGUGGUCGCACAGCUGGGCAAGAAGGUGGAGCUGCAGUGCGAGGUGCUGCUGUCCAGCGCGGCGCCGGGCUGUUCCUGGCUCUACCAGAAGAAUGAACCUGCCGCCCGCCCCGUCUUCCUCAUGUACCUCUCCCAAAUCCGGUCCAAGUUGGCGGAAGGGCUGGACUCCAAACAGAUCUCGGGCACGAAGACGCAUGACACCCUCUACAGCCUCACCCUGCAGCGCUUCCGCAAGGAGGACGAAGGCUACUAUUUCUGCUCUGUCCUGAGCAACUCCAUGCUGUACUUCAGCCCCUUCGUGCCGGUCUUCCUGCCAGUCAAGCCCACCCCUACGCCGGCGCCGCGACUACCCACGCGGGCGCCCACCAACGCGUCGCAGCCCGUUUCUCUGCGCCCGGAGAUCUGCCGGCCUGCGGCGGGCAGCGCAGUGGAAAAAAGUGGGCUGGACUUCGCCUGUGAAAUUUACAUCUGGGCACCUCUGGCCGGGACCUGCGCCGUCCUUCUCCUGUCACUGGUCAUCACCGUCAUCUGCAACCACAGGAACCGAAGACGGGUCUGCAAAUGUCCCAGGCCCAUGGUCAGACUGGGAGGCAAGCCCAGCCCUUCAGAGAAAUACAUCUAACGUGGAGAUGGGCCCUGUAUGACAGCCACUACAAGACCAAACAGAACUC
Molecule: messenger RNA, 815 nt
Organism: Odobenus rosmarus divergens (Pacific walrus)
Lineage: Eukaryota; Metazoa; Chordata; Mammalia; Carnivora; Odobenidae
Gene: CD8A
Product: CD8a molecule
Exons: 6
Coding region: 47-766 (239 amino acids)
Source: RefSeq, a predicted model, not a curated record